This is a messenger RNA of Lucilia sericata (common green bottle fly), 391 nucleotides long. RefSeq names its product cold shock protein 2-like. NCBI's taxonomy places the organism in Eukaryota, Metazoa, Arthropoda, Insecta, Diptera, Calliphoridae. The record is from RefSeq and is a predicted model, not a curated record. The transcript has a single exon. Bases 62 to 391 code for a protein of 109 amino acids.
GCUAGAAGUAAUAACAACCUCGUUUAGUAAUUCGGUUACAAAGUUAUUUAAUAUCUUCGUCAUGAAACUGUUUGUAGCAGUUUUAGUCCUGUGUUCGUUGGCCGUUUGCUUCGGUUCGCCCAUCGACAAUAAGAAUCUGAAAUCUUUGUUAGGUGUUGAAGCCUCAGCUCAUAAUGAUAACAAUGGACAAAUACAAGCAGACAAGCCUGAACAUGUUGGUGCUGACAAUACUGAACACAUUCGUAUAGCACGUCAUCAUGGUUAUGGUGGAUAUGGUGGUUAUGGGGGCUAUGGUGGCUAUGGGGGCUAUGGUGGAUAUGGCGGUUAUGGAGGAGGUUAUGGUGGUUAUGGAGGAGGUGGCUAUGGAGGAUACGGCGGAUAUUACGGAUAA